GUCAUAUUAUUUUCAGCUGCUCGAAUAUUUCAGGUCAGCUUAAUUUGACUGAAUAUUAUUAAAUAAAGCAACAAUAUGGCCGAUAACGCGGAACCACUGACUUUGUCUAGAGAUGUCAAAAGAUCGAUAGAGCUGCUGGAAAAGCUGCAAGCGAGUGGCGACUUCCCCACGACAAAACUGGCCGCCCUGCAGAAGGUGCUCAACUCGGACUUCAUGACCUCCGUGCGGGAGGUGUACGAGCACGUCUACGAGACGGUGGACAUCCAGGGCUCACACGACGUGAGGGCAUCCGCCACUGCCAAGGCCACUGUGGCUGCCUUCGCAGCCAGCGAGGGACACGCUCAUCCCAGAGUCGUCGAGCUGCCCAAAACGGAGGAGGGUUUGGGUUUCAAUGUAAUGGGAGGCAAGGAGCAAAACUCGCCCAUCUACAUAUCCCGUAUAAUACCUGGAGGCGUGGCUGACAGGCAUGGAGGUCUGAAAAGGGGAGAUCAACUUCUGUCUGUGAAUGGUGUGUCUGUUGAAGGAGAAAACCACGAGAAGGCCGUGGAGCUAUUGAAGCAAGCUGUCGGAUCUGUAAAGCUGGUGGUGCGCUACACACCAAAGGUUCUCGAGGAAAUGGAAAUGCGAUUUGAUAAGCAACGCAACACACGUCGUCGCCAAUAAGGCAAAUCGGCAAAAACUUGUGCCAUAGUAGUUUUUGCCAUUAGACCAUGCUGAUAUGCACGUAUGCGUGAAUCAAGCCCUUUACGAAUAAUAUAAUUUAACACAAAUACCAUUUAAAUAUUAUUUAUUACAAAGAAACUCUGGAAAAUUACUCUUUAAUCGUAAAAAGUGAGUGUUAUGUAUUUGUAACUAAUUACCGCGUUGGUUUUUUGUUCCAAUAAAUGUAAUUUAAAAUUGUCAGACAA
Molecule: messenger RNA, 908 nt
Organism: Drosophila mauritiana
Lineage: Eukaryota; Metazoa; Arthropoda; Insecta; Diptera; Drosophilidae
Gene: veli
Product: protein lin-7 homolog C
Exons: 4
Coding region: 76-663 (195 amino acids)
Biological process (GO): protein localization to basolateral plasma membrane; neurotransmitter secretion; maintenance of epithelial cell apical/basal polarity
Cellular component (GO): cell-cell junction; synapse; basolateral plasma membrane
Molecular function (GO): protein binding
Source: RefSeq, a predicted model, not a curated record